AUGAGGAGUAUUAAUGGUGAACGAAGCCUUUUCAUGGUUUAUGUUGUUUUCUUGCUUGUUUCAUUCUCUGUGAUGCAAGUUAAUCAUGCAUUGAAACUAGCUGAGAAAGUUGGUGCUAUUCAAGAAAAUAACAGUAAUGGCGGUGGUAGUGGUGAUGAACGCUACAACUCACAGUACGAAGUAGAAUUAUGUCGAAAAGACAGCAUACAAGUAACUCAAGGUAUUCGCUGUUAUAAUCUUCUUCGCGAUCUUCUUCCUUCGCUUUGGGUCCGUCUUCCUCCAUUUACACGUAAAGACUUAAAAAUUGGGUUAAACUAUCGUUUAUGGCUUGAAAAAGAUUAUGAAACGUUAAAAGCUUGUGUUUCUUGCGUAGCAAGUUUAGCCGGUUUGUUAUUUCCUAAAAAUGAAUGGGAUAACUUGUUUUACUUGAUGUUUCAAAAAUUGGGUUCGAGUGGUUUGUAUAGAAGAUUGGGUGCUUUGUUAUUAUGGAAUGACUUGAUUCCUAUUUGUCCUGAGGUUUUUAUGCCUUAUAUUGAUUUUUUGAUUGAGGGUUUUAAGGAUCUUAUGCCUACUGUAACGGAAGAUCAUCGGUGUGGUGUUGCUGCUGCUAAGGCAUCUGUAAAAUUGGUUUUGUAUUUGGGAAAUACCGCGAAUUAUAGCAAGUUUUAUGAUCUUAUGGCGUAUGUAAUGAUGACUUUGUUUAUGGCAUUAGGUGAGGAAGUUCUUGUGUGUAGUCUUCUUGAGGAUUUGAUAAUUUUGGCCGGUGCGGAAACUGAGUUUUUUAAGGUUCAGAUUGAUGUUGUAAUUGACUCAAUGGUGAAAGUAGUUGGGAAUUUGGAGUUAGAAGAGAAGACAAGACAACUUGGUAUUGAGUUUGUUUUAACAGUUGCUGAGGAUAAGGAAAAUGGUUGUGGAAUGAUGCGGAAGAUUAAUAAGGAUGUUGUUUCUAAGUUGCUUAGUCAGUUAAUUGUGAUGUUAGUACAUAUUGAAGAUGAUCCUAAUUGGGGAAAUGCAAUUAGCGAUGAUGAAAAUGCAGGGGAAUUGAGUAUGUGUAGUUAUGCUAUGGAAAGUUUGGAUAGGUUAGCAAUUGCAUUGGGAGGAAAUGUGAUUUUGCCUAGUUGCCCUGAGUGUUUGUUCAACUUCUUGUAUGAUGAAAAUUGGAGAAUUCGUCAUGCUGCUGUUACUGCAAUUGGUCUGAUUUCCGAGGGUUGCUCGAAGGCAUUGUCGCAGGAUAUGGGGCAGCUUGUAGAGACUGUUGUAAUGCUAAUUCAUGAUACACACCCCCGAGUGCGCUGGGCAACAAUUCAUGCAAUUGGUCAGCUAUCAAAGUAUCUGAACCCUCAUUUUCAAGAGCAAUAUCAUCAACAGAUCCUCCCAGCUUUGCUAGAAGUUUUAGAUGAUUUUGACAAUCCCAGGUUGCAGACACGUGCAACUUCAGCAAUACUGUUGUUCACUCGCAAUUGCAGUUCAGAUGUCUUGAAACCUUACCUGCAGAGAAUAAUGAGUAAAUUAGUUGUGUUUCUACAGAGAGGAAUGACGAUGAUGAAGGAAGCGGCUCUGGAAACUUUAGCUUCUUUAGCUAUUUCAUCACAGGUACUUUUGUUAUCAAGGGUGUUACUGUUGUUUUCUUUCAAUGUUCCGGUUUUCUAAACCUCAUUUGCCUGGGAUAUUG
Nicotiana tabacum (common tobacco) is the source of this 1672-nucleotide messenger RNA. The record is from RefSeq and is a predicted model, not a curated record. Lineage: Eukaryota; Viridiplantae; Streptophyta; Magnoliopsida; Solanales; Solanaceae.